CCACAUUUCACACUACAGCACACACUAAGUCACGGAGAUGACCAGCGCAAAUCACCCCAGGUUCCGCCUCCUGAUUGGCUGGUGCUGCCUGAUGAGCUCAGUUCUUCUGAUAAUAACUGUAUAUCUUAUAUAUAAUAAAGGUAUACCACCAAAGACAGGACAGAAUGCAAAGUCUGAAAAAAGCACGGCUGGAAACGAAGUUCCAAAUUCAUCAGCAAUCGAUGACAAGACUACCCAACAAAUAGGUCAUCCUUCUGGUUCAUUCUCCAACGACUAUAUGCAUCUCAUCAGAGACCCCACAGAAAUCUGGAUAUGCCACCCGUGUAAAAACACCUCCUUUUCCCAAAAGAACAGCACUGUCGAAAUUACAAUCAGUGGUCUAUACUAUUUCCACGCCCAGGUCACCUUUUCACACGAUAAUAUUCAAGGGACUGUUAUUUUGCGCAAGAACAAAGGUCCCGGGAUAAAAAACAGAAUCCUGAGUAGGGUCAAGCAAUAUGGAACAGCGACAAUGAUCCAUCUGGUCGAGCUGAAAGAGGGAGACAGCAUCAGCCUUGAGAUAGAUCCUAUCAACAGCAUAUCAGAACAAGAUUACGAUACUUACUGGGAAAUUAUCUUUUUUAAUAACAAAUAACAAACAAGUCUAAAUCUUUCAGAUUCUUCAAUGGGGAUUUAAAGUGCAAACCUUGAUUUAGGGUUUAAAGGAACAGUUUGUUAUGCCUUAAAGAAUUACAAGACUCACAUUUCAGUGUUUUGUCACCUCAUAUUGAGUCAAGUGAUUCUCCUGAAGGAUUAAAACUGUCUGUAUUUAUAUUUACCAAAGUAAAUGGUAAAAGAUGUCUGUAUGGUUAGUUCUCAAGCCCAUUAUGGGUUUCAAAAGGGAUAUUUUCAUAUUUUGUGUGUGUUGAAACAUUUAUAGAGUUUAAUUUUAUAUUAUAUGACAUUUUUUAGAGAAAUGUUUUGAGAUUUAUUAAGACAUUACAAUUUAAAUGGUUUAUUGGUUAUUUGUGUAUAAUAUUUUAAUUGUAUUUAAUUUCUUUUUUUUUAAGUGCUGUUAAUGUUCAGGAAUUUCUUAAUUUAAUACAAAAAUCAUGAUGAACAGUUGUCGACACAAUCAGUUGAAAUGAAGUAUUUUUUUUCUAAAUAAUUUAUUUGUAAACUUCUCUGUAAGCUAUAUAAAAAUAAAAGUCAAU
This is a messenger RNA of Onychostoma macrolepis, 1193 nucleotides long. RefSeq names its product lymphotoxin alpha (TNF superfamily, member 1) (gene lta). The coding region runs from base 38 to 634 and encodes 198 amino acids. NCBI's taxonomy places the organism in Eukaryota, Metazoa, Chordata, Actinopteri, Cypriniformes, Cyprinidae. The record is from RefSeq and is a predicted model, not a curated record. Gene Ontology annotation, molecular function: protein binding. The transcript is spliced from 6 exons.